Molecule: messenger RNA, 2041 nt
Organism: Homo sapiens (human)
Lineage: Eukaryota; Metazoa; Chordata; Mammalia; Primates; Hominidae
Gene: PRPSAP2
Product: phosphoribosyl pyrophosphate synthetase associated protein 2
Exons: 12
Coding region: 601-1452 (283 amino acids)
Biological process (GO): nucleotide biosynthetic process
Molecular function (GO): magnesium ion binding
Source: RefSeq, marked reviewed
GCAGUCACCGCGGACGCCAAUCUUGUGCAUGGAGUCGCCAUUUUGCUCCUAGAGAGGCCGCCAGGAGACCCGGCGCUUUCUUCCUUCUGCAGCUGAGGCUGCGGCGGGGCCGGGGCUGGGGUCGGGGCCAGAAUUCAGCGGGGUGCCAAGUCGUUUUCUGUGUGGGUUGAGAGACAGGCUGUGCAGCCCACUGUUGCAUAGGACUAACUACUACAAAUCAUGCUGAGACCGAGCUAUUUUUGCUGCUUAGAGGCUUUGCAGCCUUGAGAGGAAUUUUGUUGUCAGAGAAUAAAAGGAGGUUGUCCAUAAUUGACUUUAAGCAGCAAUCAGUAAAACAUUGAGCUCUUCAGCUCCGCCUUUCUUGCUCUGAAAAUUGGAAAACCAAGAAGGUUUUGAUGUUUUGUGUGACGCCACCUGAAUUAGAAACCAAGAUGAACAUAACCAAAGGUGGUCUGGUGUUGUUUUCAGCAAACUCGAAUUCAUCAUGUAUGGAGCUAUCAAAGAAAAUUGCAGAAAACAAGAGUACAAAUUCAAGAGUCUGUGAGGGGAAAAGAUGUUUUCAUCAUCCAAACUGUUUCGAAGGACGUGAACACCACCAUCAUGGAGCUCCUGAUCAUGGUGUAUGCAUGUAAGACCUCUUGUGCCAAGAGCAUCAUUGGCGUGAUACCCUACUUUCCUUACAGCAAGCAGUGCAAGAUGAGAAAAAGAGGCUCCAUUGUCUCUAAAUUGCUGGCUUCCAUGAUGUGCAAAGCUGGUCUAACUCAUCUUAUUACUAUGGAUUUACACCAGAAGGAAAUUCAGGGCUUCUUCAAUAUUCCUGUUGACAAUUUAAGAGCAUCUCCCUUCUUAUUACAGUAUAUUCAAGAAGAGAUCCCAGAUUACAGGAAUGCAGUAAUCGUGGCCAAGUCUCCAGCCUCGGCGAAGAGGGCACAGUCUUUUGCUGAGCGCCUGCGCCUGGGAAUUGCAGUGAUUCAUGGAGAGGCGCAGGAUGCCGAGUCGGACUUGGUGGAUGGACGGCAUUCCCCACCCAUGGUCAGAAGUGUGGCUGCCAUCCACCCCAGCCUGGAGAUCCCCAUGCUGAUUCCUAAAGAAAAGCCCCCAAUCACGGUUGUGGGUGAUGUUGGAGGAAGGAUUGCCAUCAUCGUGGAUGACAUCAUUGAUGAUGUUGACAGCUUUCUUGCUGCAGCAGAGACCCUGAAGGAAAGAGGUGCAUAUAAGAUCUUUGUGAUGGCAACUCAUGGCUUGUUGUCUUCUGACGCCCCCCGGCGGAUUGAAGAGUCUGCCAUUGAUGAGGUGGUGGUCACCAAUACAAUUCCACAUGAAGUCCAGAAGCUCCAGUGCCCCAAGAUUAAAACUGUGGAUAUCAGCAUGAUCCUUUCAGAGGCGAUCCGUCGGAUCCACAAUGGGGAGUCCAUGUCCUACCUUUUCAGAAACAUAGGCUUAGAUGACUGAGUUUUCCUUUAGGAAAACUCCCGAGGGCCAAACUGGAAACAUAAGAGUGACUGCUCGGUGGGAUGGAUUUCACAGGAACCGUCAUGCUUGUUCCUCCCUCUCCCCUGUAACCUCACUUCUUAUUGAUUCCUAAGAAGAUAGACCAACUUUUUAUGUCGGUUUGGGUGUUUGUGAGUUUGGGGAGCAAUUUUUAUAAAAGAAAAACUUUAUUCUCCUCUUUUGAAAAGGUAAGACCUCGUUUUAGUUGUAACUGUUUAAAAAAUAACACUUGGAAUAAGAUUUGUAAGCUCACAAAGCCUUCUUCCAAAGUUGCUUGAGCCAAGUGCUUAAAAAGUUAAUAAAAUAAAAUGAUCUGUAUGAUACCUGCAAUUGAAAAGCCGAAAAGAUUAUACUGUCAAGUCCAGUAAAUGACAUUUUUAGAGAUGCUUUUGUAGACAAGCAUAUGGAAUAUGUGAUUGUAUUUAUUUUCUGCAACUAAAAAAGGAAUAAAAACUUGUGUUUGUGUGUUUUUCUAAAACUUUGUGUUUUGGCAAUCGUUUUAUAACUAAAAUAAAAUGAAAGCUAAAUCUACACGCUGUGAAUGUUGAAA